Molecule: messenger RNA, 1535 nt
Organism: Saitoella complicata NRRL Y-17804
Lineage: Eukaryota; Fungi; Ascomycota; Saitoellomycetes; Saitoellales; Saitoellaceae
Product: PLP-dependent transferase
Exons: 3
Coding region: 141-1523 (460 amino acids)
Biological process (GO): biosynthetic process
Molecular function (GO): L-2-aminoadipate:2-oxoglutarate transaminase activity; pyridoxal phosphate binding
Source: RefSeq, a predicted model, not a curated record
AGCAACCUUUCGAUUUCAACCCCGGUGCACUCUACGAUCCAAGCACCUUUCCAAUUGAUUCUGAUACCUCGAAGCUGUUCCGAAACAUCUAUUGUCGCAUCUCUCGUUCUCGCCUCUGUCUGAUCCGCUUCAUCUCGACAAUGGCCGACGCAAGCUACCCCAAGGUCAUCAACCUCCAGAUGGGCUGGCCAACCGAAUCACUCCUCCCAUCCACUUCCCUCGCCAAAGCCGCCUCCGAAGUCCUUCUCCAAUCAAGCCCAUUCUCAAAGUUACCUGAUCUAAACAGUGGCCGGACACCCGCGGCACAUCCAUUACAGUACGGGAGUGAUCUUGGACCGAGGAGUACGAGGAAGGUGUUAGCCGAGUGGACGACUGAGAAAUAUGCGUUGAGAGGGGAGGAGGCCGUUAAACCUGAGAAUAUCGUUAUGACACCCGGCGCUUCAUAUGGACUCAUGAAUGUACUUCAAUUAUGUACGUCGCCACAUAACGGAUAUACCCGCCGAGCAUUUUGUACGUCGCCUACGUACUUCCUCGCUGCUGGUAUUCUCCAAGACGCCGGGUUCGCCGGGCGAAUGAGUGCGGUGAAUGAGGAUGCGGAGGGCAUCGAUAUCGAUGCCCUAAGGGAAGCACUCGAGAGGGAAGAAAAAGUGAGACGGAGAGAAGGCGAUGGUGAUAAGAGCACGAUUGAGGCGGCACCGAGGAAGAAGAAGGUGUUCAGGUAUGUUGUGUACUGUGUGACUACAUACGCGAAUCCCAGUGGACAAAUCAUGUCUGAACGACGACGGAAUCAGCUUGUUGAGUUGGCUCGGAAGUACGAUGCUCUUGUUAUUUCUGAUGAUGUGUACGACUUCCUUCAUUACACACCUCUUCCCGGUGGUAAAAUACCAGCACGCCUUGUGACGCGCGACGUCACCACAAUGCCCUCAGAGUACGGAAACACCAUCUCGAACUGUUCCUUCGCCAAGCUCCUCGCACCUGGAUUCCGCGUUGGAUGGAUCGAGACAGCGAGUCCCCUCCUCGCCCUACAACUCGCUGAAGGUGGCGCAAACCACAGCGGCGGGUGUCCAUCCCAACUCAACUCAAGUAUCGUUGGACACUUUACCCAAUCUGGCGCCCUCGACGAAAACAUCGUCAAACUCCGCGAGACCUACGGCCAACGCUCCAAAACCUACCGUUCCGCCCUCUCCGGAUACCUGCCCUCCGGCACUACAAUCCAGGGUGGCGAAGGAGGAUACUUCCUCUGGGUCGGACUCCCGGACGGGUAUGAUGCGCGAGAAGUCGUUAAGCGUGCGAAGGAGGAGUUCGGCGUUCAGGUUGCGAGCGGGGAUGCGUUUGAGGUGCCAGGGGAUGAGAGGGGGUGGGGUGCAAAGUAUGUCAGGCUGAGUUUGAGUUGGUGUGGGGAUGAGGAGGGGAGAGAGGGAAUUAGGAGAUUGGGUGAGGCGUGUAAGGCUGUGAGGGAGGGGUGGGCGGUGAAGGGAAAGGUGAAUGGGGUAGGUGGGGCGUGGCAAGAUGGGACGGAGUAAGGAGUUCGGGAG